Pneumocystis carinii B80 is the source of this 1785-nucleotide messenger RNA. RefSeq lists its product as hypothetical. The record is from RefSeq and is a predicted model, not a curated record. NCBI's taxonomy places the organism in Eukaryota, Fungi, Ascomycota, Pneumocystomycetes, Pneumocystales, Pneumocystaceae. The transcript is spliced from 2 exons. The annotation marks the transcript as partial.
AUGCUUUUUUCCAAAAUUAAUAAAAUUAUAGUUCUAGGAAUAUUGAUUUUAAUUGUUCCUACUUAUGGCAAUCAAAGCACACAUUUGAAAACUAGAGAUUCUCAAGAAAGCGCAGUAAAUACGCCGCUUAAGGAUUUUGUUGUUGAGGAUGAAGAUAUCAUUGCUUAUAUUUUGAAAGAAGAUUAUAAAAAUGAAAAUAAAUGCAAGCUAAAGCUUAAGGAAUAUUGUGAAGAAUUGAAGGAAGUAGAUCAGGGAUUAAAUAAAGUUCAUACUAAAGUUAAAGAAAUUUGUCUUGGUAUAGAACAAAAAUGCAAAGAUUUGGAAGGAAAGAUGGAAGAAAAAGUAGAGGAUAUUGCUGAUUUAAUCUCUGAUUUUGAGAAAAAAAACGCCUUUUAUGAAGAAUGCGAUCAAUAUUUUCAAACAUGUAUGUUUUUUGAAUCUACAAAAGAUAAUUCUGUUUUACAAUCCUGCAGUCUCCUUAGAUAUUUCUGUUAUUUAUACAAGGAUAGACACAUGGGAUAUGAAGUCAUUCUUAGAGCUUUUGGUACUAGUAUUAUUGAAUCUAAAGAUUUUGAGGAAAAAAAGCUGGAAAUUUGUCCAACAUUGAUUAAACACGGUGAUAAUCUAGCCUUAAUAUGCCUUGAGGAUAUUUCAUUUGAAAAAAUCGAUAAAAGUAUUAAUUAUUUUUGCAAAUUUUUAAGUUAUCUCGUUGAUAAUGGCAGAAAAGAAGGAAUAUGUCAUGAAAAACUCGGAAUAUAUCCUCUUCUCAAAGAGAGAUGUAAAGAGAAAAACAGCAAAUUGAAGGGACUAUGCGAGGAAAAGAAUAUUACAUAUAGGCCUUCAGUUAAAGAUUUUAAUCCAAUUGAGUCGGAAAUGACAUUGUUAGAGGAGAUUGAUCUGGAAAAUCUUUAUAAAGAAGGAAGAAAUAGAGGACUAAUUCUUGGAGCUUUAGAAAGAACGUUGGAUGACAUGUUAAUCCGUUUGUCUUCGAAUAUUAAUGGUAAUGAUAUGGAAAACAAUUGCAAGAGCGUACUAGAUACUAACUGUACUUAUCUUAGAACUAUAAGUUCUAAAUUUAAAAAAUUAUGUGAAAAAAAAAACAGAGAACAAAAAUGUAAAGAUAUAUCAGAUAUAACCGAUAGGUGUAGAAAGUUUAGAAUGAGACUUUAUCUAGAUGGAACUUCUACAGAAUUUAAAGAUGGAGGCAAAUCGAGAAUUUUGUCUUAUGAUGAGCUUUCAACAUCAUUUACUGAGAAUGAAUGUUUAGAGGUUAUUUCAAAACUUACUUAUAUUAGAAAAUUAUGCAAAGAUGAUAUGAAUAUCGAAUACAUAAAUCUAAUGCUGGCAUGUCAUAAAAAUAAACAAGAUCUACUAUUCAUUAAAUUAAUUGGAAGUCAGUUGUACAAACUUAAUAUAUCAGAAUCGAAUGAUGAAGGGCUUAAGGAAUGCCAAAGAAUAGUAAUGGAAAAGUGCUCUAAACUUAAAAAUAAUAAUACAGAGAUUUUCUUGAGAUGCCUUCGGCCGAAGGAGAUAUGUCUUAGAGUUGAAAAAAUUAUUUUGGCUCAAUUGAAAGAUCUAGAACAAGUUUUGAAUACAGUACGGGAUUCUCCUAAUGAAAAGGACUGCAUUAAAUUGAAAGAGGAUUGUGAUGGUAUUUUGAAAGAUUUAGGUUUAAAUAAUGGGAAAUGCGUUACAUUGAAAGAGCGAUGUGAAUAUUUUAAAGUUACAAAAGAACUGAAAUAUGUGUUUUUCAAAGAAAAAAGUGAUGCAUUAGCGGAUAAUCAA